AUGUCUUCAAAAAAUAACGAUGGAUUUGCGAUUAUUCAAGAAAAUCCUUGCCCAUCCCAAAAUUCUCUCCAGAAAGAAAUUGAUGCUUUAUUUGCCGUAGUAUACGACUUGUUAAAAACACUCCCAAUUGAUCUCAAAUUAUCAGUAGAGGAGAUUCUUGCUCCUCGUGAACAAAAUACAGAAAAACAGCCAAGACCUCAAAAUAGAUUUAUCCUCUAUCGCAAGGCAUAUAUUGCCCAUGCGAAAGAGGAGGAUCCUGAUCGAACAAGAUCAAUGAGUAUAGAUGAGAUUUCGAAAGAGGCUGCCCAAAACUGGGAGACAUUACCACGUCAAGCUAAACAAUUUUUUACCAUUUUGGCGGAAAUCGCCGAUAAAAGGCAUAAACAAUUGUAUCCUGAUUAUAUUUAUAGACCCCAAAAAAAGGAGACUAAUGAAGAAUUUGGCGAAUAUAUUGAUUAUAGCGAAUGCUCUUAA
Messenger RNA from Cetraspora pellucida, 474 nucleotides. The record is from the annotation of a GenBank genome assembly. NCBI's taxonomy places the organism in Eukaryota, Fungi, Glomeromycota, Glomeromycetes, Diversisporales, Gigasporaceae.